Messenger RNA from Anopheles gambiae (African malaria mosquito), 5410 nucleotides. RefSeq names its product glycogenin-1 (gene Gyg). NCBI's taxonomy places the organism in Eukaryota, Metazoa, Arthropoda, Insecta, Diptera, Culicidae. The coding region runs from base 267 to 3182 and encodes 971 amino acids. The record is from RefSeq and is a predicted model, not a curated record. The transcript is spliced from 8 exons. Gene Ontology annotation, molecular function: glycosyltransferase activity. Gene Ontology annotation, cellular component: cytoplasm.
UAACCGUGGUGUCGUCAACGCCGGCCUUUCCUUGAGUUGAUUGUAUUUAUAGAACUAUGUGAAACAACUUCUCACAAAAUACCGGUUGCGUUUCCGCGGCUCUUAUCAUCGUCAUUUCGAACAAAACCUGCCACCACGGAGUUUCGUGCGAUGCUGUAGUGUUUUUAGGUUUAGCCUGCAGCAUUUCUUUGGUUGAUCUUCUCAGUGUGGAGACAUCAAGUGCAUCUCAGUUUACACCAGCAAAGAAUUGUCAACAAGUCAACAAAAUGAGCAAAUACGCCUGGGUGACUUUAGCGACCAAUGAUUCCUACUCCCUUGGAGCUCUUGUUGUAGCUCACUCGCUAAAGCGAGUUCAUACUGAGCAUCAAACAGCUGUGCUCAUUACGCCAGGUGUAUCGGAAUCAAUGAAAACAAAGCUACGCGCUGUAUUUAAUGUUGUAGAAGAGGUUAAUCUACUGGAUUCAAAAGAUGAAGCAAAUCUUGCGCUUCUUAAGCGACCAGAGCUGGGUGUUACUUUCACCAAAUUACACUGUUGGCGCCUUACACAAUUCGAGAAAUGUGUUUUCCUCGAUGCUGAUACGCUGGUUUUGCGCAACUGUGAUGAGCUUUUCGAACGAGAAGAGCUAUCGGCUGCACCUGACAUUGGCUGGCCGGAUUGUUUCAAUUCAGGCGUGUAUGUGUACACCCCAAAUAUGGAAACAUUCUCUAGCUUGGUUCAGUACGCUGUCACUCACGGUAGUUUCGAUGGCGGGGAUCAAGGAUUGCUGAAUUCAUACUUCUCUGAUUGGGCUCACAAGGACAUCCAGAAGCACUUGCCCUUCAUUUACAACACGUCUUCGGUGGCGACGUACUCUUACUUGCCUGCAUUUAAACAGUUUGGACAAAACACAAAAAUUCUUCAUUUCAUCGGUGUUGCUAAGCCAUGGCUGCAGAACUUUAACUCUGAAACACGAAAAGUUUAUGUUCCUUCCGAAUGUCAGCAUCUAGCCAACUUUCUUCAGUACUGGUGGGACAUUUUUGCUGAAGAUGUUCAUUCACGGCUAAGUCCGGAUAUGCAACAAGCUUUAAAACACUGGAUGAAGCCUUUAAGCAAGGUUAGUGCUAAUCAAUAUCGUUCCACCAGUUCGGGAACGAUCUAUGUAACUAAUGAGACCGACAUCGAUAAUCAGAUGUUAUGUUGGCAAAAUGAACAAAACCAUCAAUCGCAGCAACAGCAAAGAGACGGUUACGUUCCUUCAUAUGAUCCACAAAUGGUAUAUACAGAUCCCUGGGAGGAUUAUCUGCAAAGACAAGAGCAUGCAAAAAAUAUGAGAAAACAAGAAGAAGAGCGGCUAUACUUCCUAUAUUUAGAUCAACUACGUGUUCAAGAACAUGAAAGCCGCCAAGAGUAUGAAUCAUCUCUUGUAAACACAAAGAGUCACCAUGAACAGUCAUAUCAUGUACAUCAUGAUCAACAUGUUUCCCAACAUCAGAAUCUUCACCAAGGUACUGAUGAGGGUCAUGAUGAACAUCGCCAUGAAGUUCAUUAUGAUACAAAUGCCUUCCAGCGUACAGAUCAAUGGGUCGAUAAAAUGAUACAACAACACGAAGCAAAUAUAGGUCACUGGGAAAAAGCUCCUAGCAAAGUAUAUGAGGUUCAGGAACGAGAGCCAUUCAGCUUCAAUACUGUGGACCCGACCGGUUAUCAAUUGAACAACAAAUUAAAUCCACAAGACUCAGCUGGUGAUAGAAGCACUUCCGUUAAGGAUAGUACUGAAACUAUCACAGUAGAAGAAAUCAAAACGGUUGCUUUAACCUCCCAACAACAAACAUCAUGUCCCGACCUGUACGAACCAGCCGAAUGCCAAGCAAAUGUUGAUGGUGGUAAAAAUGGGGAAGGGGAUGGGAGUGGUAUUGCUGGGGCAUUGGCUCAGUUGCAUCUUGGCGAAGCGAAAUCUAAGGAACAAGAAGCCUACGAAGAGCAUAUGAGACGUCAAUGCUGGGAAACAGGCAACAUCGAUUAUAUGGGUCGGGACUCUUUUGACAACAUUUGGAAACGCAUUCAACAAACCAUAAACACCGGCUCAUGCAUGGAAGAAUCAUCCGAGGCUUCCGUUGCGCAAACUACUGCACCUGGUACAACACAACGCGCAAGCCGCCGCCCAUCACGUUCGCGAUCGGCAACUCCGAAAAGAGAUCCGAAAGACCGCUCUCCAACGCCACAACCAGAAGAGAAAAUAUCUGUUGAUAAAAAGGAAGGUUACCAACAAAUUAUAACGACCAAGAGUCCAGAAGGAAAAACUCGAACGCACACGAAGCUGGUCUACGAUCCCUCGGUCGAAGAUGAUGAAACUAAAGAGGAGGCGAAUGUGCCACUUACUACACCCACAGUAGCCUCGAACCAGGACGUAGUAGAUGGUACUGUGAUGCAGAAGGCGACCGUAAAUACUCCUCCAGUAUCGUCGAAGCAAAAGAUAACGACGGCAGCUGCUGAAGGUGGCAUGAAGGAAAUGUCUUCAACAAAAACUGCAAUGCAGGCAUCGAAUAUCACUCCUGGAAUUAAAAAAGAUGCCAAUGUUUCUCAGUCGCCGAUGCCAAAAUCUGCAUCAAACCCCACGGCUCCAUCCUCAGCCCAACAGCCUCAACAGCAGGUGGCACAGGAAUCGCUUGCAGGUAAAACGAACGCAUUCUUCGAAACACAGCAACCGGUCAAAGCAUUGCGUAAAAAAAGACACAUUUCUCCACCACCGCAACCACUGCCUACUACAAACGCGACGUCCAACAAUCAAGCCUCAGGAAAAGCAUCAACUUCAUCUUCGCCAUUAUCAUCAUCAUCGUCAUCUGCAACGAACGCUUUGCACCGUGGGCUGCCGGCUAAUCCAAAGGCUUCCGUAACUACAGCUAUUUUGCCAUCUGUCGUAUCGCAUCCAUCAAUAGCAUCCUCUAGCAAGGCAGAAGCGAGCAACACACAGAACACUCUCAACACACGCACUUUUCUAAAUAAUCAAAAAGAUGAAUCGGCUCUAACACUGCCAUUACUUGAGAAGACUUCAACACCCGCGUCACAGUCAUCACCGUCAACCAAGAGUUCCACUGAAACGAAACCAAACCACACCGCCGUCGAAGGUUCUAAAGUUGGUUCGCCUCCAGUGCCUCCACGUCGUAAGCGUGAAUCAAGAACUGCAAAAAUAGGUAAAAUUUAAUAGCCACGUCUUUCUAUGAACGUGUUCGUUUCUUCAUCAAAUCCUAGUUCAUCGAGCGGAAACACACAAGCGGUAAACAAAAAUUGAACAAUUGCAACUUGGGCUUCGUUACAAAUAAUAAUCCCUUAUUGGGAAUAGAACAUCGAUACACAAUACAACGAUUCCGUCAAUAAUCGGUUUCGAUGCUAUGAUGAUUAUCCAGAUUUAAGUCAACUUUCCUUCUAACCCGCUUUAAUAGCUUCGGUGAUUGCAUCUUUUAUCUUUAAAAAGCAUUCAAAUUCAAUUUGUUUGAAAGGGAUCGUUUUUUUUUUUUCAUUUCCAUCGCCACUACAAUAAUUGGCAAUCUACUAAUCCUGACCAAACCUGAGCCUUACCGAGACUUUGACCCAUAGUGGGAUAGUCCACGUCCACGGCAUCUCCUUAUUGUUAUUGGUGGGUCGGUCCUAUGCGUAUAUGGAACUAGGAUGGACGUUUUGUUGAGUCAUACGUUUAACGACUACACUUCUCAAGGACUGUGCCGAAAUUUGUCAAUUCAGUAUUUCACAAAGUCACUCACCUCGACAACCACACUAGACGGACAAAAAGCAAUACAGCAACUGUCUGUGUUUAGCUAUUGAACUUUGGUUUGAAUGCAAAACGUCUAAUGAUUCAUUUUCAAGAUACAAGACAAUUUUCAUUUCAAGUUUAAAAAUUCACAAUUCACAUGCUAUUGCUUUCGUCGCACAAAGCUACACUUGAGACAUUUGAUCAAACUGUUUACUUAAAACAAAUCUACAUCUACAUUGCAAAUCGCAAUUGUUUGCAUUACCGUACGCGUUUAUUGUAUAACCGCACAAACCCCUUGUUUUUUUUUUCAAAAUUGUACGUCACAGCUAACACGUAAACGGACUCAAUUGCAAACAUCCUUUGGACACUUUCAUCAAUGUUCUAAGAUUGUUCUAAUAAAGCUCAAUUUGUGUAUUAUAUAGUCAAAGUUAUUAUUCAUUACAUUGAAUAACCCGAUCCGUUUCAUGUUGCGUACCUGUAGGUCGAUGCCAUGUUUUCUCUAUCAGAAUGUUGUUCGUUGGUUUCGUUCUCAAAAACCUAGCACUAGCCUAGAACGUGAUUACACAAAAUUAUGUUUUGUUCGUCUAUCAAUCGCCUGCUUGCCAUACCAGCAUUUUAUGAUUUUUAUAAUGGAAUUUGAGUUAUAAUCUAUCUUAUUCUCUUGUUCUCUUCUCUUUUCUUUCUUUUGUGUAAUUGUUUGACCUUAAACGUCCUUAUGUGUAACACUUCUGUUAACGUGACGUACAAACCUUUCAUGUCUGUUCAUAUUAUCAUAUUAUUGUGGUUUCAAAAUGUGGUUUGUCACACAAUAAAUGGCUCUAACGGCUCUAACAGCAAAAGCGAAAAAAUCGAAAAUAUAUCAAUUGUUACUAUCUUGUAUUUCUUGCACGAAGAAAAAGCGUUGAUAGAAUUUCAUUUGAAAAUAACGUAUGAUGCUAUCGUUAUUAAUAUGUCAAUUAUCAAAAUGGACUCAAAUAUCGAAAAAUAUAUUAUUUACAUUUUGAAAAACUACAACAAAACGAAUGUUUCGUACAGUUUCGUAUAAGCGAAUCAAAAAAAAAUACAUAUCUUGUAAAGUCGUCAACUCUUAUUCCUGUAACAACAAACAAUAUCCAUAUGUUAGGUAUCAUUUCCUUCCACCAUGAAUAUUACAUACAGGUAGCUGAAACAUAAAUUUGACCAGAUCACAUUGUCUUUUGUUACAACCCAUCUCAAUAUCACUGGAUAAUCCUGAUUUCGAUAACUCUCCUUUUUCCUUUCCCAUUUUUAUUCCCACCAGCACGGCUCAUUCGAACGUUCUGCACUAUCUUGUGAGGCCACAAGGCUUGGUAUAAAAUUAUUCACCCACCAACCCGUGCCCGUAGCCUGUUGUAAUUCUUCAAUGAUUCUAAAAGUUUACUAUAGAUGGAUGGUAACAGCUUACAGUGCAUUGUUCAAAUGAACGAACGUUUGUCUUUGCACGGGCAUACGUAUGAUGUGGCCUAUUAAAAUUGUUCUAUCCAUCCUUAUUGCACUGGCCGUUUUUCGAUGCAUUUUUGUUGCUACUGAACUAUAUGCAACUAUUUUAAUGAAUGAAUGUUUUAUUUCCAACUAACAUGCCGAACUUGCAAAACUAUUUGGUAGUUCAUGAAUGUGCUUCUUCUGUUCUAUUUUUUUGAAAUAAACUGUUGUGUACACUUACA